This is a messenger RNA of Cryptomeria japonica (Japanese cedar), 1762 nucleotides long. RefSeq names its product probable serine/threonine-protein kinase PBL1. NCBI's taxonomy places the organism in Eukaryota, Viridiplantae, Streptophyta, Pinopsida, Cupressales, Cupressaceae. Gene Ontology annotation, molecular function: ATP binding; protein kinase activity. The transcript has 4 exons. Gene Ontology annotation, biological process: protein phosphorylation. The record is from RefSeq and is a predicted model, not a curated record. Bases 406 to 1707 code for a protein of 433 amino acids.
CGGCGCUACGGCUACCGUGUUAAUAAGAAUUGUAUUCUCAUCGCUUGGAAUCAGUGAAUUCGAAUUGUUUCCAACGGUUUUUUUCCUUAAACUAUACAGAGAAGAUAUGGAUACAGAUACGCAUUUACAAGGCAAUUAAUGUUAUUUUGACCCAGGUGUUUGAAUAACCUUAACAGGCUGUUAAUUUUCCUUGUUUGACUCUGCACAACUCUCGGGUGAUUCUGGUUCUGAUUGGGUGGUCCAUGGUAGAUUACAACUGCUCCAACCCCCAAAAAAACCCCCAACAAAACCAUUGAUAUGCUAGAUCAUUAGCUUCCCAAUGCAUUACUGUUCAUAGAUAGGUAUAAUGACAAGGGCAACACAAACAUAUGUACAGUGAGGAGUAAGGUUUCUUUGGUGCCCAAGAUGGAGUGUUUUGUGAGGCCUAAAAACACCAGGAAAAUGUAUGCUACAGCAAUGAACAACAAACCUGCUAGUCCUGUACAUCCCUUGGUGGAGGUUAAAGAUGGUGGCACUGUGAAUUGGCCCAUGAACAUUCAUUCUCUCAGUCCUCUUCCCCUUCCCCUGCCUCUUCCUCAUAAUAGUAAUUCAACAAGCCCUAGCUUAAAAUCUGGUGUCCCACAGCCCAGGUUCUCUCUAUGUUCAAAAGAUGAGAUACUCAGCUGUGCAUUGCAAUCAUUCUCCCACCAAGAGAUCUCCACAGCAUGUAAUUGUUUUAGUCAAGAACAGUGUGUGUAUAAGGGAUUGGACAGAGUUGUUUACAGAGCAUCUCUGAUGGUUGAAGCUACUGUAGCUCAUCUUCUCAACCCCAAGCCAUACAAGGAGUUCGUUAUGGAAGUGAACAGGAUGGCUUCUCUACAACAUCCAUGUCUGUGCAAAUUGAUUGGCUUCCAUGCAGGGGAGAGUGGAGAUCGCAUGGUGGUCUAUGAGAGACUUGCUAAUGGGGGCUUGGAUCAGUUGCUUCUUUAUAGCAGGGCAAAUGGAAAUGGGUCCUCCCCAAUUGAUUGGAGCAACAGAAUGAAAAUUGCUUUUGGUGUGGCCCAGGGUCUUGCAUUUUUACAUGAACAAAGAUCAUUCCAGGUCAUGUACAGUGAGUUCAGGGCUGCAAACGUCCAGAUUGACAAGGAUUUCAAUCCCAAAUUGUCAGACUAUGGAUUUGCUUGUGAAGCCCAAGUCUCCUGCAAUUCAUCUACGACAAUAGGAUAUCUUGCUCCUGAGACUGUAAAGAGAGGGAAUGUGAGUAGAAAGAGCAAUGUGUGGAGCUUUGGGGUAAUGCUGUUGGAGUUGUUAACAGGAGGGCAUCCCAAGGACGAAAGAGAUCUGAUGAAAUGGGCUGUACCCUUUCUAAGUGAGGAGUCGAGGCUCAUUAUGAUAAUGGAUCCCAGAUUGAGUAUAUCAAACAUCUCACUCCAAACAGCCAAGGCAGUAGCAGACUUAGUUCUAAAAUGCCUGAGAGAGGAGCCAUCAGAUCGCCCAACUAUGAGAGCAAUCGUAGAAACCCUCAAGUCUCUUCCAGACAUAAGAUGCUGUGUCUCCCCCAAAUUUCCAUUGAAAGAACCCACCUCCCUAGCUUCAAUAAAACAUGAAGAUUACCAUAUUUAUGAGCAGGCAUCGCCAAAAAGUGCUGGCAUGCUGUAUCAGCCUCGGAAUUGGCCACAAUAUGUAAGGACAACGAACCUCAAGAACCCACCUACUUAUUGUUCAUGAACAUAGGGUUUUUACAGUCCAUGAAAUCAAAGUAAGAAUGCUUUUUGAAAAAAUA